AUGCGUAUUCGCCUACAGCCUCACAGGAGACCACAAGGUAAGCAAUCCCCAGGUAAGCUGAAUGUUGCCUUGUUGUCUUUGCCCGCUCACCAUCUUCAUUUCAGCAAUGAGCUAGCUCAACGGCUAGACAACAUUUCUAUCGCUGCCGACGCCACCGCCAUUGCCGAGAACGCCUCCGUGGAGAACCGCUGGUGUCAACUGCGAGAUACGGUCCAGUCGACGGCGCUCGCCGUCCUCGGUCGCGCUCCCCGCCAACACCAGGACUGGUUCGACGACAACAACGCCGCCAUCAGCAAUCUGCUAGCUGAGAAGAACCGCCUACACAAAGCCUACGUAGAUCAUCCAACUGAUGUCACCAAAGCUGCCUUCUACCGCAGUCGACGCCAACUUCAGCAACGACUGCUCGAGAUGCAGGACGCCUGGACUGCUCGCAAAGCUGAGGAGAUCCAAGGGUACGCGGACCGCAACGAAUGGAAGAACAUCCUCUCUGCGAUCAAAGCUGUCUACGGUCCGCCGACGAAGGGCAUCGCUCCUCUCCUCAGCGCCGACGGCAACACUCUGCUGACUGAGAAGACGCAAAUCCUGCAGCGAUGGGCUGAGCAUUUUCGAGGCGUCGUCAACCGCCCCUGCGUCAUCUCCGACGCCGCCAUCGAGCGUUUGCCGCAAGUGGAGACCAACGUGGACCUAGACCUCCCGCCAUCUCUCCAGGAGACCAUCAGGGCCGUGCAGCAAUUCUCCAGCGGGAAAGCACCCGGAUCGGACGCAAUCCCUGCUGAGGUCUACAAGCACGGAGGUCCCCUACUGAUGGAUCACCUGACUGCGCUCUUCCAGGAGAUGUGGCGUCAAGGCGAAGUCCCGCAAGAUUUCAAGGACGCAACUAUCGUGCACCUAUACAAGCGCAAAGGGAAUCGCCAAGUCUGCGACAACCACCGCGGCAUCUCCCUACUGAACAUCGCCGGAAAGAUCUUCGCUCGCAUCCUGCUCAACCGCCUCAACAUCUAUCUGGAACAGGGCCUUCUGCCGGAAAGCCAAUGCGGCUUCCGUCGUCAUCGUGGGACCGCGGAUAUGAUCUUCGCCGCCCGCCAACUUCAGGAGAAGUGCCAGGAGAUGCGGACCCACCUGUACUCUACCUUCGUGGACCUGACGAAGGCCUUCGACACGGUGAAUCGUGAAGGACUGUGGAAUAUCAUGCAGAAAUUCGGCUGUCCGGAGCGAUUCACUCAGAUGGUGCGUCAGCUGCACGACGGUAUGAUGGCGCGAGUAACGGACAACGGAGCUGUCUCAGAAGCAUUCGCAGUGACCAAUGGAGUGAAGCCGGGCUGCGUACUGGCGCCUAUCCUCUUCAGUCUUAUGUUCCCUACAAUGCUGAUGGACGCCUACCGCGACGAACGCCCCGGGAUCCUCAUCGCCUACAGGGCGGAAGUUCACCUGCUGAAUCAACGACGGAUGCACUUCCAGUCUCGCGUAUCCACAACCACCGUUCACGAACUCCUCUUCGUCGACGACUGCGCCCUGAACACCACCUCGGAAGAGGAGAUGCAACGGAGCAUGGACCUGUUCUCCGCCGCCUGCGAGAACUUCGGUCUGGUCAUCAACACGCAGAAGACGGUGGCGAUUCACCAACCGCCACCCAACUCAGCCACAGCCCCCAACGCGCCACCGCAAAUCAGCGUGAAUGGGACCCAACUGCAAGUGGUGGAGAACUUCCCGUAUCUGGGCAGUACCCUCUCCCACAACACCAGGAUUGAUGACGAAGUCGCCAACAGGAUCUCGAAAGUCAGUCAAGCCUUCGGUCGUCUCCGAAACACAGUUUGGAAUCGCCACGGUCUCCAACUGAGCACGAAGCUGAAGAUGUAA
Messenger RNA from Spirometra erinaceieuropaei, 1857 nucleotides. The record is from the annotation of a GenBank genome assembly. Lineage: Eukaryota; Metazoa; Platyhelminthes; Cestoda; Diphyllobothriidea; Diphyllobothriidae.